UGCCAGUGUGCCACCACCUCCUUCUUCCCCAAGACUUCCAAUCCAAUCUCCUCGCCGCCCUCGCGAUCUCCGCCGGCGCGGUCGCGACCAUGGCGUUCAGCAAGAUCAAGGUCGCCAACCCCAUCGUCGAGAUGGACGGUGACGAGAUGACUCGAGUGUUCUGGAAAUCUAUCAAGGAUAAGCUUAUCCUUCCGUUCUUGGACUUGGACAUCAAGUACUUUGACCUCGGACUUCCAUACCGUGAUGAAACCGACGACAAGGUCACAGUGGAGGCAGCGGAGGCUACCCUCAAGUACAAUGUGGCCAUCAAGUGUGCAACCAUUACACCAGAUGAAGCAAGGGUUAAGGAGUUCAACCUGAAAUCUAUGUGGAAGAGCCCAAACGGCACAAUUAGGAAUAUCCUAAACGGCACUGUGUUCAGAGAACCAAUUAUCUGCAAAAACAUUCCUCGUCUUGUUCCAGGAUGGACUAAGCCCAUUUGCAUCGGAAGGCAUGCAUUUGGUGAUCAGUACCGUGCAACAGAUGCAGUUAUCAAGGGACCUGGCAAGCUUAAAUUGGUUUUUGAGGGAAAAGAUGAGGAGAUUGAGCUGGAGGUGUUCAACUUUACUGGUUCUGGAGGAGUGGCACUGUCUAUGUACAACACCGACGAGUCCAUCCAUGCAUUUGCUGAGGCUUCUAUGGCUACUGCUUAUGAGAAGAAAUGGCCACUGUACCUCAGUACCAAGAACACAAUUUUGAAGAAAUACGAUGGCAGGUUCAAGGACAUCUUCCAGGAGGUAUAUGAAGCUCAGUGGAAAUCAAAAUUUGAGGCUGCUGGAAUUUGGUAUGAACAUCGUCUUAUUGAUGACAUGGUUGCCUAUGCACUUAAGAGUGAAGGAGGCUAUGUUUGGGCUUGCAAGAAUUAUGAUGGAGAUGUGCAGAGUGAUUUCUUAGCACAAGGUUUUGGAUCAUUGGGUUUGAUGACAUCAGUUUUGGUAUGUCCUGAUGGGAAAACCAUUGAAGCUGAAGCUGCCCAUGGGACUGUCACCCGUCAUUACCGUGUUCAUCAGAAAGGCGGUGAAACCAGUACAAACAGCAUCGCCUCAAUCUUUGCGUGGUCAAGAGGACUUGCACACAGGGCAAAGCUAGAUGACAAUGCUAGGCUUCUGGACUUCACCAAGAAGCUUGAGGCCGCCUGCAUUGGCGCAGUAGAAUCUGGGAAGAUGACCAAGGACCUUGCCCUUCUUGUUCAUGGAUCUUCAAAUGUCACAAGGAGUCAUUACCUGAACACUGAAGAGUUCAUCGAUGCGGUUGCUGACGAGCUAAGAUCAAGACUGGCAACCAACUAAAGCUGAACCGGCGCACCUUGAUGUUACAGAUUCAAUUUUCAUGAAUUUUGCGUGAUUUGUAGUUGGAUAUCACAAAUAA
Molecule: messenger RNA, 1407 nt
Organism: Oryza brachyantha (malo sina)
Lineage: Eukaryota; Viridiplantae; Streptophyta; Magnoliopsida; Poales; Poaceae
Product: isocitrate dehydrogenase [NADP]
Exons: 15
Coding region: 90-1328 (412 amino acids)
Biological process (GO): isocitrate metabolic process
Cellular component (GO): mitochondrion
Molecular function (GO): isocitrate dehydrogenase (NADP+) activity; NAD binding; magnesium ion binding
Source: RefSeq, a predicted model, not a curated record